AUGUCGAGUGAAAAACAGAUUCGAAUACGUGGCGGGCAUCGUGCUUACGUUAGCAAACUUAUUGAGAGUGUCAACGGAAUUAUCGAGCAUUUUAGCGGAUCUACGAGCGAAAGAGAAAAGUUAGAAAGUCUCAAAGUAACUUUGAAAGAUAAGAAAGAAAUUCUUAAGAGUAUCGACGAAGCUAUAUUGGAGUCAACGAAAGAUGAAGGUAUUAAUAAGGAGAUACUCGAAGCCAGUGAUAUCGCAUCGGGCCCUAUUGUGACGGAUAGAGCUGCCCGUAGAGCAAUUUUAAGGAAAAAGGGAAAAUGUUUCUUAUGCCUGAGAUCUGGUCAUAUCAUUAAACAUUGUGAUUCUCAUUAUAAAUGCCAGAAGUGUGGUGGUCAUCAUCAUCUAUCAAUCUGCGAGAAGAAUGACAGUAAACCCCCUGCCCCGGGAAGCGAGGCAGACCAACAACAUAACCCUGAACAAAGCCAGAAAGAUUGUAAGCUCAAACCCAAACCAGACAAUGGACAGGAAACCCAAAGUGAAGCAUCGACUAUGUAUGUUGAGAGCAAUACAGCGGUUCUUUUACAGACAGCUCAAGGUUUAGUGGGUGAAGUUGGAAGUAAUGCAGACAGAAAGCAUAACGCUAGAAUUGUGUUCGAUUCGUGUAGUCAGCGGUCGUACAUAUCGAACAGACUCAGAAAUACCCUGAAUUUAGAGACGGUUGAUUCAGAAAACCUACUUAUAAAGACCUUCGGGGACGAAGCCCCUAAAGUCCUAACAUGCAAUAGAGUUAAGUUUGCAAUAACAGAUACCGAAAGGAAUGAUAUGUUGAUGGAUGCAUACAGUGUGCCUACAAUAUGUAGUCCGAUUAGCAAUCAGUCGAUUAAAGUAGCACUUGAAGAAUACCCGCAUCUUCGUGGUUUGAAUCUUGCCGACAACCCAGGUAUGUCUGAUGAUGAUGUACAAGUGGACAUAUUGAUUGGUGCCGAUUACUACUGGAAAUUUAUAACUGGCACAACAAAGCGUGGUGGGAGCCCUGGUCCAGUAGCUGUCCUUACUAGACUUGGAUGGGUACUGUCUGGACCCGUGAUCAAAGGGAAUCAAGAAAACCGCAGCUGUUCCGUCAACCUCAAUGGUACUCAUGUCCUUCGCAUCGAUGCCGAACCAGUUACGACAACCCCAACCGACCGAUUGCACGACCAAUUGCAAAAACUGUGGGAUCUAGAAACGUUGGGAAUACGAGAUAACGAGCCUACCACCGAGUCAAAGUUCAUGGAAGACAUAAGCUUUAAUGGAAACCAGUACGAAGUUAAGCUACCCUUUCGAGAAGAGCACCCUCUACUACCAGACAAUCAUGUGGGUUCUGUGAAACGGUUAAACUCUUUGCUAACCCGAUUGAAAGCUAACCCCAAUCUUCUACAGGAAUAUGACAAUAUAAUAAAAGAUCAAAUCAAAUCUGGUGUCGUAGAACCUGCUGAUGAUGUCCUUGUUCCAGUUGGAAAAGUUCAUUACUUACCACAUCGUGAGGUUGUCCGAGAAGAUAAGAAUACAACGAAGGUCCGAGUCGUAUAUGACGCGUCGGCAAAAAGCCCUGAAACGAGUUUAAAUGACUGUUUGCACACUGGACCCUCUCUCAAUACCCUAAUAUUCGAUAUUCUGGUUCGAUUUCGCGCGUAUAAAGUGGCGAUGAUCGCUGAUAUUGAAAAGGCGUUCCUGAAUAUUUCUAUCUCGCCAGAGCAUCGAGAUUAUUUGCGCUUCUUUUGGAUUGAUGACAUUCAUGACUCAAACCCGAACAUUGUAACUUUAAGAUUUGCCCGACUAGUGUUUGGUCUCACAUGCAGUACAGCCAUUUUGAAUGCUGUACUACAUCAUCACCUUGUCCAAUAUUCCACCAUUGAUCUAACCUUUGUAACCAAAGUGUUAAAAUCCCUCUAUGUGGAUGAUCUUGCAUCUGGAUCACACGAUACAGAGUCAGCCUUAGAGUUAGCUAAGAAAAUCAAAACCCGAUUUUCCGAAGGAGGUUUAAAUAUGCGCAAGUGGCUGAGUAACAGUAAAGAGUUGAUGACAGAGUUUCAAAACGAUCCACAAUUUUCAGAAAGUCCUCAACAAUCAUCCAAUUUACCGAGUUCAGUGAUGGAAGAAGAUCAAGGAUAUUCAAAGUCUGUCUUAGAAUCCAAACAACUUAAUUCCCAUCCUCGUGUUUUGGGUCAAGUAUGGAACCCCCAAACGGACACGUUAAUUAUGAUUUUUUCUGCCGCCUUGAAGAACGUUGAGAAAAAUCCAAUCACAAAGAGAAACAUUCUAAGCGUUGCGGCAAAGUUUUAUGAUCCAUUAGGUCUUAUAUCCCCAGUAACCCUUCGGUUUAAACAAAUGUUUCAAGAGUUGUGCAAGAGUAAAGUAGACUGGGACGAACCACUUAAUGAUGAAUUUUGCCAAGAAUGGACUCAAAUUGUUCAGAAAUUGAAAGAAGCAAACCACAUGAGUAUCCAAAGAUGUUAUUGUCCAGAAGCAUUUGCUAGUGAAGUUAAGUCAGCCGAGUUGCAUUCAUUUGGAGACGCAUCUGAAAGUUCCUAUGGUGCAUGUGUCUAUCUUCGAUGUGAACAUUCGGAAGGUAUUCAUUGUGAUUUAAUUGCUUCAAAAACGCGAGUUGCCCCAAUGUCGAAACAAACGAUUCCUCGGCUAGAACUAUUAUCGAGUCUCGUAGCAUCACGGUUAACCAAAAGCGUAAAGGAAGCAUUGAAUGACGUUAAAAAGAUCGAUUCAGUUACAUAUUGGUCCGAUCUACGGUCGUACUAA
This is a messenger RNA of Dendronephthya gigantea, 2781 nucleotides long. RefSeq lists its product as uncharacterized. The transcript has 2 exons. NCBI's taxonomy places the organism in Eukaryota, Metazoa, Cnidaria, Anthozoa, Malacalcyonacea, Nephtheidae. The record is from RefSeq and is a predicted model, not a curated record. The coding region runs from base 1 to 2781 and encodes 926 amino acids.